AUGUCGCUCACACAUUCGCUGGAGCGCCUGUGGAGGCCGCUAGCCACACGGGCAACGACCUCCCUCGCCUCGUCACAAUGCCGCCGCCACGCCUCGACAGACAUUGCCGACACCAUCACCGAACUCGAAGGUGGUUCUUCUCUUCGCAACCUCGACAAUGCCGACAUUGACAACUUUGCCUCUACCUACGACCCCGUCGGUCGCGCCAGCAAGCGUAACCGUCAACUGCCCGCCAGCAGAUACAAGUUCCGUCCGCCCAAGUACUACCGCGGUCCUCUGCACCCACACCAACCGCCGCCAAACUCUGAUCCUGCAUCGAGAUUGUUUGUUCCUGGACCCUUUUCUGCACCUAGACUCGAGCAAACCUAUCAAUCUACGUUUGAAAGCGAUCUCAUGACUCUGGCGUAUACGCAUUACCCUCCCGGAUACAAGGCACCACCAAAGGCAGCCCGUUUGCGUGCUUGGGAAGGCGCUUCCCCAUACUACAAGAACCGUCCUCUCAGAGGCCCUCGAGGAAGUGAUGUAUUGCGUUUGUUGCGCAAACCAAUCACCUUCCGCAACGUGCCCAAACUCGAGAAGAUCACCGUGCACACCAUGGUCAAAGGCGCCCUCGACGACUCAGCACACUUGCACGUUGCAGGUAUGGUCAUGCAAGCAAUCUCAAACGUUCGUGUGACAACCCACAAGACUCGCAAAAACGUUGCUGGGUUUGGACUCAGGGCGGGUCAGUAUGUGUCUGUCACUGCAGAGCUUCGCGGAGAGGACAUGCAGCAUUUCUUGGCCAAGGUUAUUGAUAUCGUCAUGCCCAAGAUCAAGGAGUGGAAGGGUGUCAAGGGUAGUUCCGGUGAUUCGAGUGGUAACUUGACGUUUGGAUUUACGCCCGAGGAGACGGCUUUGUUCCCGGAGAUUGAGGUCAACUAUGACAUGUACCCUCCCAAGAUGAUUCCUGGCUUCCACGUUACCGUCCACACCACCGCCACAAACGACAGAGACGGCAGACUGUUGCUCAGUGCCCUCGGUAUCCCCUUCUACGGCAAGCAGAUCAACUAG
This is a messenger RNA of Aureobasidium melanogenum CBS 110374, 1050 nucleotides long. Its product is annotated as ribosomal protein L5. The record is from RefSeq and is a predicted model, not a curated record. Bases 1 to 1050 code for a protein of 349 amino acids. Gene Ontology annotation, biological process: translation. Gene Ontology annotation, cellular component: ribosome; cytosolic large ribosomal subunit. Gene Ontology annotation, molecular function: RNA binding; structural constituent of ribosome. NCBI's taxonomy places the organism in Eukaryota, Fungi, Ascomycota, Dothideomycetes, Dothideales, Saccotheciaceae. The transcript has 2 exons.